This is a messenger RNA of Fusarium poae, 2136 nucleotides long. RefSeq lists its product as uncharacterized. Gene Ontology annotation, biological process: vesicle-mediated transport. Gene Ontology annotation, cellular component: cytosol; endocytic vesicle. The record is from RefSeq and is a predicted model, not a curated record. The transcript is spliced from 3 exons. Gene Ontology annotation, molecular function: guanyl-nucleotide exchange factor activity; small GTPase binding. NCBI's taxonomy places the organism in Eukaryota, Fungi, Ascomycota, Sordariomycetes, Hypocreales, Nectriaceae. The coding region runs from base 1 to 2136 and encodes 711 amino acids.
AUGGCGUCCCGCGACCCCUCCGAGAGCUCCCCAGCUCGCCCAUCUGCUAUCCGUACCGCAUCUCAUUCGCAUGCCUCCAAGACACCUACCUCCACCACCGGAGAUCGCUUAGCAGUUCCUAAAAGAGCUCACACCUUCGCAAAUGCUACCCCAUCUUUGGAUGAUAGCGCUACGUCUCCAGAUGCAUUUGAGACCGGCGAACAAAGCGACUCCGAUGAUGGAAUCGAGGUCACCAGAGCUUCCGUCGAGCUUGAUAUCCUUCCCAUCGAGCUUAUUACAUUGACAGAUAGCUUCAUCGGGUCGCUGAAUGCCAAAGUUCAUCCAACUCCUCCCAACAUCGAGAACCUCUCACGAAAGUUUCAAGACUUCUAUGCACAAGCGUCGUCCAAUAUCAACACCCACAUCAAUGCUCUUGCCUCGAGGCAAAGUCGCGAUGCAUCGCCCACACCAUCCGUCUCUUCCAUCUCCUCUGCUGCUAGCCGAUUACGUUCGAAAGCCAGUGCGCUCAGCAUAACCAAAGCAGAGCCUGAGCAGCAAAUGAUCACCGCGGAAGAGCUAGCGAGCCGUAAGCGCAAUAGAAAAGCCCUCGAGGCCAAGAGGUCACUUCUUGAGGAGGCUGUUGAGCGCAGAUUAUGUGAAGGCAUAUACGACAAGAUUUGGCGGCAUCGAAGCACUCAAGAUGAGGCGCAUGACGAUAAAUUACGCUCAAAGACAGCCGCUCUAGCCUUGGUCGGAAUCGGGCCCUCUGACCUAGGCAUUGACCUAACAGGCGAAGCGGAUGAGUCUGGGGAGAUAACUCGCCCAACAGAAGAUGAUAUCAAGGAGAAAUUGGAGCCGGCCAGACGAGACAUUAUCAUGAUGACACAGAAACGGUAUCCUCUAGGAAAGCUCAAUCACCUUAAAGCUGCUCACCGGAGCAUCGUCGAUACCCUUGCUCACUUUCAUCCUUCUGCAUCCGCUGAUGAAAUUAUGCCCAUGCUCAUCUAUACCCUAAUUACGCUUCCACCUGAAAAUCUGCAUGCCAUCAGCGAUGUCCAUUUUAUACAGUACUUCCGUUGGGAGCCAAAACUCACGGGCGAGGCUGCUUACUGUCUGACGAACCUUGAGGCUGCUAUCAGCUUUUUGCAGACUGUGGAUCUUGCGACACUGAGAGCAGACGAACAGCUUUCUGGCCCAACAAAAAGCACAAUCCAGAGGACUGAGACAUUCCCUCCAGCGUACCAACAAGGAGAAGCGUCUCCGUCGCUUGAUGGUCUUAAAGAGAACAAGACCAACGCUGAUGCAGCCAAGGCAUCUGCUCCUGAUGUUAAGACGACACAGGCAUUGCGCAACCGCCGGCUGAGUGAUCUCAUAAACGGGCCCACACAAGCCUUUGGUGCCGCGAGCGAUGCCGUCUUUAAUACGGCCGAUCAAGGUUUAAAGAACAUAUCCAACAGCCUGGAGGGCAGCUAUAAGUUCCUUGUAGGUAAAUUGAGGGAGCACCAGGACAGUCCUCGAGAAUCCAUUACUGUGCCGAGGACUCUAGAAGAUGCCCGCAAGUUGGUCAGUACGCCAUCUCCCGAUGAGGAUGAUACCACUAGCCUUAACAGGCUAGUUGUACUUGAUGAUGCCGACCCGUUGAAACGUCCGGCAUCGCGUGAAGAUAGAGUUUUGAACCUGAUCGGAGGUCUUCGCGACCGUAGUACGGAUAGCACUCGAAGUGGCCGCAGUGCGAGUUCAUCAAAGAAAGUUCUGUUUGCCGCUGAAGAACCAAAAACGGCCAGUCAAACUCCGGGACAGAACCCGGCUGUCUUGGAUCAGAUGCGUAACUUGGGUAACUCGUUCAACCCUAUGGCUCGGCUCCCCAGUAUUAGUAUGAUCCGUGGGUUUGGGCGCAACACACCCACAACGCCACCAGUACCGACAACCAAGGAGAUAGUGAGGCCUGCAGACGGUGGGGACUUGGGAACAGCGUUCCCUGAUAUUGCUCCGGCACUUCCACCCAAGGAGAUUCCUAAGAUUGCGCCGCCCAACAAACGAUUCAUGGAACUACAGACUCCUGGUGAGCUAAAACUGGGUGAAGUUCUUGACCUGCUACGAGAUUAUCGCCGCUUGGCCAACACAUUAAAGGAUAUUGGCGCUUUUGAGACAAACUGA